This is a messenger RNA of Chaetura pelagica (chimney swift), 252 nucleotides long. It is a transcript of the gene NDUFB4, whose product is annotated as NADH dehydrogenase (ubiquinone) 1 beta subcomplex, 4, 15kDa. Lineage: Eukaryota; Metazoa; Chordata; Aves; Apodiformes; Apodidae. Gene Ontology annotation, cellular component: mitochondrion. The transcript is spliced from 3 exons. The record is from RefSeq and is a predicted model, not a curated record. Bases 1 to 252 code for a protein of 83 amino acids.
AUGGGAGCUAGGGCUACAGCCCCAGCAACAGAGGGCUUCCUUGAGGAAGACCCGGCCCUGGUUCGCUGGGCCUACGCCAGGACGCACAAUGUGUACCCGACUUUCCGCCCGACCCCCAAGACGUCCUUCCUAGGAGCUGUUUUUGCGAUAGGCCCCAUCUUCUUCUGGGCUGCGCUCUUCAAAUAUGACAGGGAUCGUAAAGAGAAGCUUAUUCAAGAAGGUAAAUAUGAGAGACCAUUCAGUGUAUUUUAA